AUGUCGAAAGAGGUACCUGCUGAGCGAACUUCUUGGACUGGGCAAAAAUAUAUGGGAAUUCCGAACUACGAGCAUCCUGGGUAUGGAUUACAAACAUCAGAAGAGGCAAUAUUCAUUGGGGACUUCAACAUAUUGGUGUUCUGGUGGGUCUUGCUUACCAAGUUUUGGAGCACGCACGGAGCGAGAAUGUCCUCAGCAUUGACCGGGGCUAUGCUAUCAGCUCUGGACGUCAAGCUACUAUUAUCCGAGCGCCAAAGCAUCCGAUUCCAAGCGCAGUCCGGUCGAGGCAAAGCUAUCGGGUCCGAAAUUGGAAGACCGACGCUACCCUCACUCAAAAUCAGGGCAUCUGGAAGAUGUUGGUGCGGGAAUCAGACUGGUGUAAUCACAGCCGAGCUGGGAAGUCAUACAACCCCAUUUCAUAAAGUGAUGAUAAAUAGCCUACACAAUGCGCCGAAGUUUGGGAUCUGGCUCGGGACAGAUGCAUUGCCAGGCUGCAUACGCACAGACUCGGCCCUGGCAGCUCUCAUGAAAGCUCCUGCAUUCGUUGUUGGAUGCCGCUAUGUCGGAGUAUAUACUAGUGUCGGAGGUACGUUCCCAGCCAUAGAUCCAGACCACGGUCAGAGACAGGAACCAUUGCCACGGACUAAUCAGCUGGAGUUGAUCUGCCGGGGGUCAACGUUGCGUCUGACGAAGCCUACCCUCCAGAACCGCGACCAAAGAUAUUUCGUCAGGACAUCCUGGUGUAAGAUCUAUGCUGGUGCCUGCGCCAUGGAUCGAGGGUUUAUCCGGCAGGGCGGGCACACCGCGUUUGCCACCCUUGGAAUCGAGUUCCAACCAACAUCAUUGGAUCUUGAAACGGCAGAAAUCACAAAGCGAAAAGGUCAAUGCAAAAAUCCAGACGCGUCGCUGGUGAAAUUCUGGGGCGGGGCAUCUGGUCGAGCGAGUGUGAUGGAGGGGGAGACUAGAGGAAGUCGUCUGAUCGCUCAGCACGGCGUGAAUGACGCCCUCACCCUCUCACAUUCUUCGGCUCUCUGUGACACCGGCAGCUGCAGAUCGACUGUGCGUAGAGAAUCGGUUGGGUCUGGGGUUACACGUCGCCAUCCCCUCCAGACCGAUAGCCAGUCUCCGUUCAGGAUUAAUCCUCCCAUCAGCUUCGGCCAAAGGGCCUCGGGCAAGCAUGGACUCACUUGGGGAGGGGACCGUCUCGCUCGGGUUUCAUCGGCUGAACAGGGGUAUCAGGCGAGAGGAACUGCUGUUGAGGAGCCUGGAGGUGAAUAUAAACAACCACGGAGUCCAUGCCAGAGGAGACUAGACGAAUAUCUGGCGGUCGCCGUCUUAUGUCGUACAAACUUCAUCCUUUGUCCGAAUCCAUCUGCUUACUAUUUUUCCGAGUUUACGGAGUACCUCUACAGCACUUCAUCGUUCUGUGACUUUUCUUUUUUGGGGCCUGGCUGA
Molecule: messenger RNA, 1455 nt
Organism: Aspergillus welwitschiae
Lineage: Eukaryota; Fungi; Ascomycota; Eurotiomycetes; Eurotiales; Aspergillaceae
Exons: 14
Coding region: 1-1455 (484 amino acids)
Source: RefSeq, a predicted model, not a curated record